AUGUUAACUCUAUUCGAUGCACACACAAGCCUUCCUUCCAUUGAAAUGAUCACGUCAUUGGAGCUGCUGAUAAGGUUCACCGGUAUUGAAUCAACUUGAGCUAGUAAGUUGAGUGAAGCGAUGUAUUUAUCACUGUUCAACCUCACUGUGUUCGAUUGACUGAGCACAUCUCCAACCUUAUCAAUCGCUCUUUGA
Messenger RNA from Haemonchus placei, 195 nucleotides. The record is from the annotation of a GenBank genome assembly. NCBI's taxonomy places the organism in Eukaryota, Metazoa, Nematoda, Chromadorea, Rhabditida, Trichostrongylidae.